Molecule: messenger RNA, 1817 nt
Organism: Thlaspi arvense
Lineage: Eukaryota; Viridiplantae; Streptophyta; Magnoliopsida; Brassicales; Brassicaceae
Source: the annotation of a GenBank genome assembly
CAAAAACACACAAAUCCAAAUCGACCUCGCCCUGUUAAAAGCACCGUCGUCCGUCGUAGUAACCUUCGUGCUCGAGAUUGAUAUCGAGUAAACUCUCGAGAGAGGAAGAGAAUCAGAGGAGACGAAAAUGGCUCACAGAAUACUGAGAGAUCAUGAAGCCGAUGGAUGGGAACGCUCUGAUUUUCCAAUCAUCUGCGAAUCUUGUCUCGGUGAUAAUCCGUACGUCCGAAUGACCCGAGCGAAUUAUGAUAAGGAAUGCAAGAUAUGUACACGACCCUUCACGGUGUUUAGGUGGCGACCUGGCCGGGAUUCUCGGUACAAGAAAACCGAGAUUUGCCAGACUUGCUGUAAGCUCAAAAACGUAUGCCAAGUCUGUCUUCUGGAUCUUGAGUAUGGUCUUCCAGUUCAGGUCAGGGACACGGCGCUCAACAUUAGUACUCAUGAAUCUAUCCCUAAAAGCGAUGUCAACAGAGAGUUCUUUGCUGAGGAGCACGACAGGAAGACUAGAGCUGGCCUGGAUUAUGAAUCUUCAUUUGGGAAGAUGCGGCCUAAUGAUACUAUUUUAAAGCUUCAAAGAACAACACCAUACUAUAAAAGGAAUCGAGCACAUGUUUGUAGUUUCUUCAUCAGGGGUGAGUGUACUAGAGGUGAUGAAUGUCCGUACCGGCAUGAGAUGCCUGAAACUGGAGAGCUAUCCCAGCAAAACAUUAAAGAUCGUUAUUAUGGUGUUAAUGAUCCAGUUGCGAUGAAGUUACUUGGAAAAGCCGGUGAGAUGGGCACUUUGGAAUCACCAGAGGAUGAAAGCAUCAAAACGCUUUACGUAGGUGGACUUAACACAAGAAUCCUCGAGCAGGACAUACGAGAUCAGUUCUAUGCUUAUGGAGAAGUCGAAUCUAUCAGAAUAUUAGCCGAGAAAGCCUGUGCGUUUGUCACAUACACAACCCGAGAAGGAGCAGAGAAGGCUGCGCAAGAGCUCUCCAACAGGCUAGUCGUCAAUGGUCAGAGGCUAAAACUCACAUGGGGAAGACCUCAGGCUCCCAGACCUGAUCAAGAUGGUUCGAACCAACAGGGCAGUGUGGCUCAUAGUGGUUUACUACCUCGAGCCGUUAUAUCUCAGCAGCAGAACCAACCCCCAACAAUGCAACAGUACUACAUGCACCCACCACCACCUAACCAAGACAAACCUUAUUACCCAUCAAUGGACCCACAGAGAAUGGGUGCAGUCGUUUCAACCCAAGAGGCUGGUGGUUCAAGCGCCAGUGAGAACAACGGAGCUUCUUCUUCUUCCUACAUGAUGCCUCCACACCAGCAAUACCAGCCACCACCACCAUAUGGAUAUAUGCCAUCGCCUUACCAGCAGCAAUAUCCUCCGCCUAACCAUCAUCAUCAUCCCGGUCCUAUGCACCACUAUACCCCGCCUCCAGCGGCUUACCCGUACCCACAUCAACCUGCACCAUCUCCAAGCGCGGUAUCUGCUUCAUCACCUGACUCUGCACCUGCUGUGUCUGGAGCAGCACCUUCAGGAUCCUCUCAACAACCUCCUGCUGUUUCCAGUAGUACGACUGGUUCGUCUCAGUAGAUGAAUUAUUGCUUAAAUUGUGCCUACCAAUUUUCUGCUAUCCUUCAUGGUCUAAGGUUUUUUGUACUCUGAAUGGAUCGUCUUCUGCUGCGUUUUUUUAGUUUCAACUUUGUAAUGUAAUGUCACCCAAAUCGGUUCUUGAUGAAAGGUAUCAAGUUACAGAGGCGAAUUGAUUUUGUGAUUUGGUACACCGGUUUGGUCAAUUUCGUAGUCGAAUUUUUAGAAUGAGAGAAUAUUA